Messenger RNA from Meloidogyne enterolobii, 1492 nucleotides. NCBI's taxonomy places the organism in Eukaryota, Metazoa, Nematoda, Chromadorea, Rhabditida, Meloidogynidae. The record is from the annotation of a GenBank genome assembly.
AUGGGAGUUCCAGGUUUGUUGCCUUACAUGAAAAAAGCUUGUCAAGAGGGUAACAUAUCUCAAUUUGAGGGAAAAUCUUUACUUGUAGAUGCUAGUUGUUUAUUACAUCGUGGUCUUAUUGGGUGUGCAGAGAAAAUAGCAAUGAGACAAGAAACUGAUUUUUAUGUUGGCUAUGUUUGGAAAUAUGUUAAACUUUUAUUAGCUCGGAAAUGUCAUGUUAUUUUAGUUUUUGAUGGCCGUCCUUUACCUGCUAAAAAGACAACAAAUGAUUCAAGAAGAGAAUCUAGAGAAAAAUACCAAAUUUUAGGAGAACAAUUAAUGAGCCAAGGAUUGAAAGGAGAAGCAUUCCAAGCAUUUUGUCGCGGCGCGGAAUUAACUAGGGAUAUUUCAUUCAAAAAUGUCAAUAAUGUUGAUGUUAUUGUGGCGCCGUAUGAGGCUGAUGCUCAAAUUGCUUAUAUGGUUCAAAAAGGAUGUGCACAUGCAGUCAUUACUGAAGACUCAGAUCUCAUUGUUUUUGGUUGUGAUAAGAUUAUUUUCAAAAUGAAUCCAACAGACGGUUCUUGUGUUAUUUACGAAAAAGAAAAAAUGCCAAAUUGUUUAUGUCCCAUUUUACGACGUAAAUUUCAAUUUCCAACAUUUCGACGUAUUUGUAUUUUGGCUGGUUGUGAUUAUUUACAAGGAGGUCUUCAAGGUGUUGGAUUGAAAGGAGCUGAAGAAAUCUUUGCAAAAACAAAUCAACCUGAAUUAAAAACACUUUUACCUCGUUUGCCGCUUUAUCUAAACAAAAGAAUGAGAGCAAAAUUGGAUAAAAAUUUUGUGAAUGAUUUUAUUAAAGCUGAAAAUACUUUUCUUUAUCAAGUUGUAUAUGAUCCAAAUCUGAGACAACAAGUCCCGCUGAAUGCCUAUCCAGUAGACGAAGAAGAAAAGGAAAAUUCAAUGUCACCAAAAGAAUCUGUAAAAUAUCCAUAUGCUGGAGAGGUUUUCUCUCCUCGAAAAGCAACUCGUCUCGCACUUGGAAAUCCUGAAAAUAAAUUACAUCUGCCAACAAUAGCAGAUGAAUUUGUAUUUCCAAAUAAAAUUCCGGAAUGGUCAAUUUGGAAUUUAAAUUAUAAAAAUAUUUUAGAAAGAAAAGAGGAAGAUGAAGAAUUAAUUUUAGAAGAAAGAUUUGGGGCUUUUAAGCCACCAAAAUCUCCAAUAAUAAAGAAAAGGCGUGCUGCUGAAUUAAUUGGAAUUCCUUUAUCUGAAGGCGAAGCUGAAGAAAUUGGAAAAACUUUAGAAGAGAAAAAUAAAAAACGGCGAUUUUCGGAAGUUGAAACGGGUCUUUCAACCCCAAAAAAUGGUAUUUACUCUCGAAUGAGUUGUGACGAUUGGAUGAGAAAAUAUGGAAUGGAUAAGAGUAAUUAAAAUGAAAAAAACGGAGAAAAUAUUUUCUGAUUCUUUUUUUGUAACAAACAUAUUCGAGUCCGUAACCGGGAAUAGGAAAAGGGGGGGG